Messenger RNA from Tripterygium wilfordii, 1935 nucleotides. Its product is annotated as pollen-specific leucine-rich repeat extensin-like protein 1. The coding region runs from base 98 to 1861 and encodes 587 amino acids. Lineage: Eukaryota; Viridiplantae; Streptophyta; Magnoliopsida; Celastrales; Celastraceae. The transcript has a single exon. The record is from RefSeq and is a predicted model, not a curated record.
AGAAAUAACUAAAAGAAAUAACAAAGCCAAAGUACCAAAAGCCAACAACAGCAAACUGAAAGUGUAAGCAAAAAAAGCAGAACCAAACCACAAAAAGAUGGAUGAUCAAGAGGAAGACAAUCCCUCACCAUUUUGGCUCCAAAACACCAGUCCCCGCCACUGCCUCCGCCGCCGCGACUCCUUUUCUUUAAUAUUCAAUUCCGGUUUCAUUCUCAUCUUCUUAUUAGCCAUUGCGUUUCUUCUUAUCUUCGUUAUCGUUCCUUCCUUUCUCUCCUUUACUGCUAAGAUUGUUAAACCGCAUUUGGUCAAGAGAAGUUGGGAUUCAUUGAAUCUAGUUCUAGUACUUUUUGCGAUUGUCUGUGCGUUUCUCAGCAAAACCAGUAACAGCAACACCAGCAGCGGCAGCGGCAGAACCAAUGAUAACCAUUUUGCAGCUUCAAGUUCAAGUUCAAGUUAUUAUGGAGAUCGGAACAUCUAUAGCCAAACCAAAAACGAGGCUCAGAAAUCGAAUCCAUCAACGCCACAAAGUAAUGAUCGUUGGUACGAUUUUCCAGAUCGAACGGCUUAUAACAAGUUGAACAGACUAAGAAGCGGCCGCUCGUACCCAGAUCUACGGCAGGAAUCGUCCUGGGUUACCGGUGAUGAACGGUGGCGAUUCUAUGAUGAUACCUUUGUCAGUCAAAGAUCUGAUCAAUGGCUGCCCGAGUCUCAAGAAGUCAGAGAUAAUCGCACCGGGAGUACUAAGGAGGUUGAGGUGGACAAUUCGGCGAGUAUUACUCGUCAGAAGGAAGUUUCACUACCUCCAAGAACAUCUCCGCGGCCGGCGCCUGAACCGUUACCUCCACCCCCACUAGCUCCAGCUGUUGCUACACAGUCGUCCCAGCAGCAGCCACCACAAUCGAGCCAAGCUCUGCUGUCUAAGGCGGUGAGGAGGAAAGCAAAGAGGAGACAUACUGAAGAAGAUAAUGGAGGUGAAGGAGGAAGUAAGAACAUGGAUGCGGAAGUAAAGAAUGUGAUCUAUCGACCACAGCCAUCACCGGCUGCACCUCCAUCGCCACCGCCUCCUCCGCCGGUGUUUAGCACGAGUGGGAAGAAGAGAGGCAAGGAUUUACUGAUUUCACUUAGAAGAAGAAAGAAGAAGCAGAGACAAAAGAGUGUUGAGAAUCUUGAGAGUCUAUUCGAUCCUCAACCUCACAAUUUGUAUUCGCAACCACCACCAUCAGCGCCGCCACCUCCGCCGCCACCUCCACCAGCAUUCUUGCAAGGUCUAUUCUCUUCAAAGAAAGGUAAAGCCAAGAAAGUUCAUUCUGUCUCAGCAGCAUCACCUCCUCCUCCGCCACCUCCGCCGGCGCGUGUAUCAAGGAAUGUGUAUCAUUCGGCACAAUCGCUCGAAGCGAGCGCGUUGAGUCCUACGAAGGCCCAAAGCGCACAAGCCGCGGCCCAUAAGGCUCCAAAACCUGUGAAGACGAGCAUCUCUAAUUCUGCGGCAGACGAUAAUGUAGAUAGUGGAAAUGCAUCGCCAUUGAUUCCGAUUCCCCCGCCACCGCCUCCUCCGCCGUUCAAAAUGCCAGUGUGGAGGUAUGUGGUGGAAGGUGACUAUGUUAGACUAAAGAGCAUAUCACGCAGUGCGUCACCGGAGUUGGAAGAUCCAUCGGAUAAGGAGUCGAGUCCAUCUGCAAUGGACGGGACAUCGUCGCCGUUAUUCUGUCCAAGCCCGGACGUGAACACCAAAGCUGAUAACUUCAUUGCAAGGUUUAAAGAAACUCUCAGGCUAGAGAAGGCGAAAUCGAUCAAUGACAGAAGGAGGUCAAAUCUUGGCCCAGAAACAACUCAAGGCCCAGCAAAAGAAGGCCCAAGUUAGCCUUUUGAUUUAUUGAUUUUUUUUUUUGCUGUUUAACUUUAUGAGGAUAUGUUGAUUGUUGAGUUGUUUUCUUU